GUAAUAUUGCGUCUAGGCAUGUCUGUCGAGCGCCAAAACUUCAAAAUUCUGAAACGUAAACAAUAUCAAAUUUUCUUUUUGUGCUUUCAUUACUUAUUUAUUAAAAAUAAAACCGCAUUAUAAAUUUACAUGAUAAUUAUAUAAUACUUUUAUUUUGUUUUGUGCCGAUUGUUCUUGAUGAUGUUAACAGAAUUCUUAAUGCUGUGCAUUUCAAUAAGAAACAUAGAAAAUAAAUUUCUUUGAUAGUAUUGUACCGGACUUUGGCGCAUUUCUUUUCAAGGUAAAAAAACUAUUUAAGAAUUAAAAGUAUGGAGCCAAAUGAUUCUGAUGUUUAUGUAGCCAAGCUUUUGGAGCAGCUAGAAGAACUGAAGAAGAAAAAAGCACGCAAAUUAAAAAAAUUAAAGAAACUAGUACAUGUCCAAGGAAAAGAAACUGCUUCUACUAGUAUCGAAAAUGUAUCGGCUCCAGUCUCUCCAUUACAAAGUAUACAAAACCAUUCAGUAUCAACUCAUUCAGAGGAAAAAGAAAAUAUUACAGAUUUAAAUAAUUCCAGCUCUUCAUUUUUAAAUAGUUGCACUCACAACGUUAUUCACUCUGCAGUAAAAGAGACAUGCAGAAGUUUUAUUAAAACUAAUAAUAGUAGUUCUAGUUUAAAUUUUGAAUCUAAUUCAAGUAAUACAUGUCUAGAUAAAAGUUUAUUAAGUUCAGCUGUGAAUAUCCUAGAAUUGCCAAGUAAAGGAGCCCAAAAUGAUCAUUCAGAAAAUGGUUGUGAUUCAUUUAGCAAACAUUCUAUUGACAAAGAAAAAUUGGGCCAAAAUAUAAAAAAUACUUCUGUAAAUAAUAAUAUCCUACUAGUGCCAAUGAAAAAGAUUCAAAAUAAUCCUUCAGAAACUGGUUCUGAUUUGUUUAGUGAAAAUUCAACUGAUAAUGAGAUAUUGAAUCAGAAUAUGAAGGAUAUUUCUGGCUCUUUUUGUUUAAAUAAUCCACUGAAUGAUCUUGAAGAGAUUCAGCGAAAAAUGAAGAAGCGGCCAACUUCUGAAAGUGGAGAUAGUACAGAAAAUUCUGCUGAAAAUAAAAAGAAAUUCAAACUAUCGGGAGAUAUCUCAGAUGUUACAGAUAUUUGCACUAAAGAAGUUUCUGAAAUUAAGGAUGUUUUGAAUCAUAAUGAUUGUGUUUUCUCAGAUAAAACUGAGCAGCCUUUGAAUGGCAUAAAUGGAAAUUCUGUAACUUCAAGUAAGACAUCAGAUGAUUGUAAUGAAGAUUCUUUAUCACAUAACAUGACUUGUUUUAUGUCAUGCAGCUUAUUUAUUGGGGAGGAAGAUGAUAAUAUUAAUACAAACAUCAGACAUAGUGUAAAGCGCAGAGAUUUUGCAGAAUUGGCUCCUAAUCUGGUGAGCAAUGUGUCAAAUAUGGUAUCUUUAAGAAACUGCAUAAACAGCAUGGUGUCUUCUUCAUUAACUUCUGAACAGAAUGAUAUCAAAAAAUCUGAAUCCUUAAAAAGUCGUAAUGAAUUAGAUUUAUUAAAUAAACAUCCAUCUAAUAUACUGAAAGAAGUUAAACAUAAUGCUGAAAGCUCUCAUAUUUCUGAUAUUGCUUUAUAUUCAAUUAAAGACUUAGAAACUAUUGAUUCUUCUGUUAAUGCAGUACAAACUUCUUAUUCUCAAGAACUUGAUAAUUUUUGUGAAGUACCAGAUAAUUUAUCUAACUCAACUCGGAUAUCAGUGGAAGAAGUUAUCUUACCAUCCCAUAACUCAGCAAACAGAAAUUCAUCUGAUUUAUCCAUGUCUGAUAAACACACCUCAUUUGAUUCCCAGAAACCUACAAAUAUAUGGCCUGAAAAUGAGAUGCAGUGGGAAAAUACAGAAAAUGGAAAUAAAGUUCCUGAAGUUAAGAUUGAAUGUGCAAUAUCAGCUACAAAAUCUGUUGAGGAUGUGACAAUGAAAGAACUUGUUCUACCACCCCAAAAUACAGUGGUGAAAAAUUCAUCAAUUCCAUCCAAGCAUGAUAGUCAACCAUCAUUUGAUUCCCCAAAUCCCGCAGAGGUCUGGCCUGAUAAUGAGUUUCAUUGGGAUAAUGCCGACGAUGGGAUUGAAGUUAUUGGAAAUCAAACUCCAAGUUUGCUUGAUUCCAGUGUCUCACAUUCUCAUCAAACAGAACUGAACUAUAAAUAUGUUAAUGAAAAUGAAAUUGUAAGUAGAGAAUCUGUGAAUCAACCUGUUGCUCUUUUGCAAACUAUUGAUAUAUCUGAUAAUGGCUUAGUUGAUGAUGCUUUGACUGCUGACAUUGACUUCAAUUCAUCAAUGUCAUUAGAAGUUUCAGAUACAGCAGACAGUUUGUUGAAUGAAUCAAGUAAGGAGAAGAUUGCUGCUUCAGUAUCUUCUCAUAAUGGACAUUUAAUGGAAGAGCAAAAUAACCACCCUGAUACAAAUGUUGAAAAUAAUACAGAAGUUUGUGUUCUUGAUACUGAAAUAUUUACUAUUCCUGAGACUGAGUUUUUUGAAUCUUCACAUAGCAAUGAAGUUGACACAAUUAUUGAAAAUAAAAUUUGCCUUAAACAGAAACAUGAACCAAAUUCAAACCAUCCCAUAUCUGUCAGUUCAAAAGAUGAAGUUCUUACUGGAGCUGCAACAGAUUCCUUGCAAAUUUUUGGGCAGGUGACUUCGAAUUAUGCUGAAAAAUACAAUGAAGUUAAUUUUCUGAAUGAGCAGUUUUCAGAAGCCCUAAGUGGUACUUUAGAUCAGCUACACACAAUUCAGGAGACUGUUUUACUUGAAGCAGAUGAUACUCAGGAUCUGGGAAAUCAGAAAAUUUUUCCUGAACUAUUAACUGAAAAAUUCUCUAUGGAAAGAUAUCCACCCAGUGCUAAAGAAAUUAUAGGAUAUUCUCCUUCAAAUGUUACAUUAACUCAUAUGUUUCAUAGUGAUAUUGAUGAAGUAGUCCAAAAUAUAAAGUUUGUAAAUUUCAGUCAUAGCAGCUAUAUUUUUAUUCAGCAUAUUACUUGGAUUCAGAUUUGGCGACAAGAAGAAAAUAAAGAUUGGUCAAAAGUUUUUUUUCAUGAAGUUGGUGAUAACCUUCAAUUAAAAGAUGUUUGUUGCUCAACAGACAAUGAUUAUUUGGUUCUAGUUAUGCUUUUAAAAAGUAAUGAAAUGUAUUGCCUCCAAUUUUUACUUUUUGAAAAGGAACGAAAAGUUAUUAAAUUAAUGGAAUAUACUCACUGGUUAAAAAACAAAUGCUCAGAUAAUGCUGUUUUACUCUGUGGUCUUGAGGGCUUGAAAUUUGCUGUUGCUCAAAAAAAUAACGAGAGGUUUGAAGUUUUUGUGCAUGUUUUCAACUGCCUAGAAGAGAAUCCAAGACUUCUGACUGCAGUUUUGGGUUCUACUGCUGGCAAUCUGAAGAGUUUGUGCAGCAUAGAAAAAUUGCCCAAUGCUUUAAUGGGAACAAGUGAAUCAACUCUUUAUGUAUGGCAUGUUUUGGAGGCUCGUCUUGUGACAUCUGUGAAUCUUCAAUCUUCUGAUACUUUCUUCAUUGAAAACUGUAUUUGGGCGACUAUAGAAAAUGGUUUGGUUUUCUUUAUGGCAGUAUGCAAAGCUGAUUCUUCUCAAAGCUGUGAAUUACUUGCAGCUAAUUUAGCUACAGGAUUUUGUCAGAAAGUAAUGGUAUACAACCUCCGUCCAGCCAGGGAUACAGCAAUAUUUUCAGACAAGAUCAUUAAAGCAAUCUACAAAGAACCCUUUUUAGCUGUGACUAGUACAGAAGGUGCUUUUUUAUGGUGUGCUACAAAGGAAUACUGUUGUGCAGCGUUAGAUGAGGAUGCUCAUGCGACAGCCGUGGCAUUACAUCGAGAUGGUGACAUUGUCUCUAUGGUUAUUGGUAAUAAAGCAGGAUGUGUGCAUUCUUAUAAUAUAAACAGUUCAUAAAAGUUACUUUAUGUUAAACAAAAUGAAAAAUAUUCAUCUGAAAAUAAUAAAUUCAUCAACAUAACUUGAAAUUUAAGUCUGCUUAAUGAUCUUCCAUUCCUGCAGAUUAUUUUUAUAUUUAAAAUAAAUUCUAAAAGUAAGGCAUUGUAUUUCUUAGUUUUAAUGUAUUGUAAAAAAGUUUUCGUAAACUUUAAAAGGAUUCAACAAUAGAAUUUUAAUUACCUAUCUUUUCAUGAAUUUUAGAUGCCUCUUUGAAAAUUGUAACCAACUAUGUAAAAAUUGUUGUACAAAAAUCAUCUUUCUUCAAUCCUUAGUUUAAUUAUUCUUAAGAAUGGAUUAGUUCAUUUUGGAAGAGAUGCAGCAAUAUAGGUUUUUUUCCACCACCCCCUCGGUAACAAUUAGUUAAACUAACUGAAAAUGUUUAUUUUAGAAUUAAUUUUCAUUUCACUAACUGUUUCCAAAUAGUUUUCUGCAAAAGCAGAUAUGUAGUUUUGAUUUUACUUCCUUUAGAAAGAAUAACAAUGCUCUUAAAAUUCUAAUAAUUAUUUGAAAACACUAUUUUUAAACCCAAAUUAAGAAAUUGGCAGUUGGAAUUUUUAAUUUUUUCACUUCUUUCCGCAUAGAAGUAUCGAUCUUCACACAGAUCAAUACUUCUAUGGCUAUCUUGAAACUUUGAUCACAGAUUGUGAUUUAAGAGAGUUUGUUAGCAUUUCAAUAAAAAAUUAAAUGUAACUAUAAUUAUUGGAAUUGAAAUGAAUAUUGAUCAUACUGAAAAAUUGCAACCUUUAUUGAAGCCUUCAAUAUAAGAUUUAAAAAAAAGAGAGAAAAAAAGCUUUCCUGUUUUGAAAUUAGAAAUGAAAAUUAAUAAAGAAACACGGCUCAAAUUUUAUUUUGCUUUCUGAUUUUUCUGAGUGAAAGAUGAUAUUAUUGAAACAACAAGUCUGUGAGAAUUUACUACAGUUUUACAAACAGUUUGGGAUUAACACACUUGUUAAAUAAACGUCAAUUUAUUUUUCCAGUGUUUUUUGUAGAAUCCUGUUGCUUAUCAUUUAUAUUUAGUAAAUAUUAUGAGACUAUUUUUAAUACAUCAAUAAUUAAAUUACCUAUUUUAUCAAAAAAUGAAAUGUAUAAAAAAUUGCUGAUCGUAUUUUGUUAGUUUAUAUACUUUUGUUUCAGAAUUUAAAAAAAAAAAUGAUAGGCUUAGUGGUUUUUAGUUUUACUGGUUUAAAUCAUGAUAUUUUGCAAAAAUGUCCUUUUUUUUCUGUAUUAAUUUUGUUUUAAUCAGAUUGUACCUUAGCACUGUUUUUCUUUCUAAAAGGUACCAAUUAUACUAAAAGUUCAUUUUUUUUUGUAAGAAAAUUCUUAUUCUUAACUAAAAGGCCUCAUUCAUGAAAGCCUUAUUGUUACACUGUUGCAGGAAACAUGAACAGUGUUAUGUAUUUACUAACUAUUUAAUUAAAGAAACAGUUCCUAAACCAGGAGAUUUUCAGUUUAAUUCAUGAAAAUAUUUUUGUUUAUUAGUAAAUUAUUUUAAUUGUGAUUAGCAAAAAUAGAGUUUUCAGUGCUAUUUUGCUUUCUUCGGAUUAAUUAUUUUAAAAGCAGGCAAAAAUUCAUGGCCAUUAUUAUUAAGGAAGAAAGGGAAAAAAGAACUUAACAAUUUAAAUUAUAAUCUGAAAUAUUACAUUUUU
Argiope bruennichi is the source of this 5605-nucleotide messenger RNA. RefSeq lists its product as uncharacterized. Gene Ontology annotation, molecular function: protein binding. Lineage: Eukaryota; Metazoa; Arthropoda; Arachnida; Araneae; Araneidae. The record is from RefSeq and is a predicted model, not a curated record. Bases 309 to 3917 code for a protein of 1202 amino acids. The transcript is spliced from 10 exons.